Molecule: messenger RNA, 1205 nt
Organism: Lepus europaeus (European hare)
Lineage: Eukaryota; Metazoa; Chordata; Mammalia; Lagomorpha; Leporidae
Gene: IDNK
Product: IDNK gluconokinase
Exons: 5
Coding region: 278-703 (141 amino acids)
Cellular component (GO): cytoplasm
Molecular function (GO): gluconokinase activity
Source: RefSeq, a predicted model, not a curated record
GAGCCCGCGCUCGCGGGCAGGGCGCCUCCCGGGGGUGUGGGGAGCGGGGAGAGGCGGGCGCCCGGGUCCACCCUCCCGCCCUGCAGCCCCGGGAGGUUGCCUUCUGCCUCCCAGUUGGACCCAGAAAACACAGGGCCCGCAGCAUUCCGGGUAUCAUAACCUCCAGAGGCCCGUGGUGCGCUUCCGGAGGUCGACGGUGGGCGCCCUGCUGGCAUCCGAGCUGGGCUGGAAAUUCUAUGAUGCGGAUGACUACCACCCGGAGGAAAAUCGCAGGAAGAUGGAAAUGGGGAUCCCACUGAACGACCAGGAUAGGAUCCCGUGGCUCUGCACGCUGCACGAUGUUUUACUAAGAGACAUAGCCUCAGGACAGCAGGUGGUUCUAGCCUGUUCAGCCCUAAAGAAAAUGUACAGAGACAUCCUAAUACGAGGAAAAGACGGCGCCGCUCCCACAGGUGAGGAGCCGGGGAAGGAAGAAAAGCCAACAGCAGUGCAGCUCUUGGUGGUGUAUCUGAGCGGGUCGUUUGCGGUCAUCUCUGGACGCCUGCUCCGGAGGAAGGGCCACUUUAUGCCCCCCGAGUUACUGCAGUCCCAGUUUGACACCCUGGAGCCCCCGUGUGCCCCAGAAAACUUCAUUGAGAUCAGCGUGGACGGAAGUCUUUCGGAGAUCACGGCGACGAUCCUGGACACUCUGAAAAUGACCUGAGAAUCGCGCACGCCGGUGCUCCAGAAAACAGGCAGCGUCUCCAGCCCACCCGAAACCUUGUUCCAGGCUCCUCCUCCAUGCUAUGAAUUCUUCCCAGGAGGAGCAAACCGCAGAGCGUCAGGAUAUCCUCGUGGGGUUGUGUUUAGGGAUUUGUGAUACAGUGUCACAAGAGGGAAGAAGAAAGGAAAUCAGACUCAAGUUGGAGUUAAAAACUCAUCUGCGACUCCGUCAAAGACCUGAACUCCUUACUGAGCUGAGAACGUUCUCACUCGUGCCUUUGUGGAAAUAAAUGCAACUUGUGAUUCUCUCGCCUUGAGCUGUGCUUCAGAGCAGUGGCUGUUGGGCUAAGAUCACAGAGGAGAGCAAUGGGAAAACAAGCUGCUGAACAAACAGCUCAGCGGCCUGAUACAGUAUGUUUGCCAGCAGCAGUAACCACCUCCUUGCGCUUUGGCUGAAAUUAUGUCAGCUCGGGGAUGGACGUUUAGCGUAGCUGUUAAUUCGC